Molecule: messenger RNA, 1044 nt
Organism: Aspergillus udagawae
Lineage: Eukaryota; Fungi; Ascomycota; Eurotiomycetes; Eurotiales; Aspergillaceae
Exons: 2
Coding region: 1-1044 (347 amino acids)
Source: RefSeq, a predicted model, not a curated record
AUGUUGCAAGAAUACCACUCACUUCCCAUCCUCAUCUUCUACCUGAGUCUGGCCUCCGCCCUGGCCGGCCACGCAUGCCUCACCAUCUACAAUCGCUACCAGACCUGUAAAUCCAACGUCCAAUGGCAGAGCAAACAUUCCCACAAACUCGUCCUGUUCAUUCUUCUGGCCUGCGCCAGUCUAGCUUCGACAUGGUUCUACAUGUUUGCUUUCUUCGCUCAUUCCUACCGCUCAUGGCGGGGCCAGUGCACCCUCGCCCAGUUGCAUGACCUCGAGCGCGCCUCUCUCCCCAUGAAAGGGGAACUGUGGCUGCGCGACACGAAGUUGUUCAAACAGGCGUGGGAGACUGUCUCCGAGACACCGGAGCGGCAUUGGUGGAGCGGACAGAUUUUCCUGUUUACGAUUGCGUGGAGUAUCUUUCUGGGAGUUAUGGGUCGUCGGUUCAACAUCCCCCGUGUUUGGACGUAUAUGCUCCUCGGCCAGGUCGUUGCUAUUUCCUUCGCGCAGAGUCUCUUCGCCGCCACGGUGGUGGUCUCGCUCCCGCGCCAGUCUCAGUCUACUUCUCGCACUGGUGACGACUCCCGUGCGAACGGGACGCUAUGGGUGCCGCCGGCGCUGUUUGAGCUCGGACCGGUGCUGAUCUCGCUGCUCAGUGCGGCGGUCGUCCCCUUGGUCGCGCACACGAGCUACUUUAUGCCUGUGCUGCUGAUUCCGCACCUGUUGCUGUUUGUCCCCGGGGCUCUGUCGCCAGGUAUGCUGCCUAGGGGAUGGGGGAAGAGUCAGCCGGUGGCUGUGGCUGCCAGACGGUAUGCGAGGGUUUUCAAGUGGUUGUUUGCGAUUUUGGUGGUUCUGGUGGCGCAGUCUACAUAUGCUUUGACCGCGACAGUGGAAGGGUCGCUUUGGCGACGACUCCUAAGCGCCAUGUCCGAGCAUCCGGCCGUGAGUAGCGUCAGCUGGGACGUGGUGUGUUGUUUCUUGGUUGUGGUCUCAUGGACGGCAGCUCAUUCGGGGGACGUACAAGAAAUGCUGGUUGCUUGUGACUAG